Molecule: messenger RNA, 3287 nt
Organism: Megalobrama amblycephala (Wuchang bream)
Lineage: Eukaryota; Metazoa; Chordata; Actinopteri; Cypriniformes; Xenocyprididae
Product: stonustoxin subunit alpha-like
Exons: 6
Coding region: 755-3154 (799 amino acids)
Molecular function (GO): protein binding
Source: RefSeq, a predicted model, not a curated record
AAAAAAGAAACAUUUCUCAGAAUACACUUUUUCAUGAGACAUUAGGAAUACGAAUAUUACUACAGAUCUCUGAUCAGCUUCAGACUUCAUCUCUUACCAUACCAAGAACAGAGACUUUCAGUUUAAAGUAUAGGUCUGGCCUACCACUGGAUCCUUUUGGAACAGCAAAUCUGGUGCUUGAUGCAGUUGGGAGAGGCUCCAUGACAUCUCCUGCCAGCUCUGGCUCACUGUCUUGCUCAGAACCAGAGGUCUCUGUUACAUGCCUUGAUCAAUCUAUAACACAAGAACCAUUCGUGUAUCUACAGUACAACAAGAACACACAUGAACCAACAUUUUAAAGGUCCAAACCUGUAUCUUCUUCUGCAGAACACAAAAGUAGAUAUUUUGAAGCAUGUUGAUCAAAUUUCGUACUAUAGAAAAAAAAAAAAUGCAAUUGAUGUUGACGGGAACCCAAAAAUAUUUGGUUACCAACAUGCUUUAAAAUAUCUUCUUUUGGUCAUACAGGUUUGGAAUGACAUGAUGGUGAGCAAAAGAUGACUGAAUUUUAAUUUUGGGGGGACUAUCCUUUUAAUCUGUUAAGUCAUCUCAACUUAAAAUCUUGAACUUGGCAUGUGACUGACUGACUGUCUGUGUCUGGAGGAUGCUCUGAUCUGUUGGUGAUCCAGAAGUCUGACCACACUGACUCUGACUAGCCUCAGCCCUGGCAUCAGAGCCCAUUGAAGUGGCAGCUCUAGGAAGACCUCUGUUUCCUGGUAUGCUGUAUGACUGCCGCAAGGAUACCUUCAUUCCAGGUGUUACUCUGUGGAAUAAGAAGUCACUGAGUGAAGAUUUGGACACUCGUUCACAGCUCAUGACAGAUUUGAAGUUCAGUAGCUCAGACUCUCUCUCUAAUAAGUCCAGUCUCCUGGAUGUAAGUGCUUCCCUGAAGGCCAGCUUCUUAGGAGGACUGGUGGAGGUGGGAGGAUCUGCCAAGUUCCUGCGUGACACCAAAUCUUCAAACCAACAGUCCAGAGUUACAAUGUAUUACAAACAAACCACCAGAUUCGAACAGCUCACAAUGACUCAGCUGGGCCAGAUCACCUACCCUCAGGUGUUUGAGCAGAAAACUGCAACUCAUGUGGUCACUGGUGUACUAUAUGGAGCUCAGGCCUUCAUGGUGUUUGAUCUCACAUUUUCAGAAGAGGAAAACAAGCAGGAGAUUGAGGGAAAACUAGAUGCCAAGGUCAAGAAAAUCCCUGGAUUUUUCACUGAGGGAAAAGGUGCUUUAAACAUGACAGAUAUUGAUAAGGAAAUGACUGAGAGCAUCACCUGCACAUUUUAUGGUGACGUCCGCCUUGAUCAGAACCCCACCACUUACAUGGAGGCCCUAGAGGUGUACAAGAAGCUCCCCAAUAUACUGAAGGAGAAUCCAGAAAAUGCAGUUCCAAUAAAAGUCUGGCUCUAUCCUCUUUCUCUACUGGAUACAAAAGCGGCUCAGUUGGUGAGAGAAAUUAGCACAAGUCUGGUUUCCACCACUGAAGAUAUAAUAGAGGGGCUGGGACAUGCGGAGAGGGCAUGCAAUGACCUCUCAAGAAAACCACUGGUAAAUGUUUUCAGAGACAUCAAAGAGAGGCUACAAUCAUUUCAGAGAUCAUUCAGCAUUUACAAGACAAUGCUCCUGAAAGCUGUCAGCAGGGUCUUGCCUGCUAUACGACGAGGAGGGAUGGAGGAGAAGUCACUGGAAGACAUCCUGAAGAUCCACUACAGCUCCCCUUUUAAUGCUGACAACCUUAACCAGUGGUUAGAUCGUGCAAAGUCUGAACUCAACCUCCUGAGUACUCAAACCAAGAUGCUGGAUGGAAUCAAAACUGAAGACUCAAACCAUCUCAAGGCCAUCUUCCUUAAUCCUGUUAUUGAUGUUGUGGUGUGCUUGACCUUCACAUCUCUGAAGUAUGAAGACCAGUAUCUUUCAACCCUGAAGGAGUUUGUGGAAUCUGAUAAGUUUAAAGAGCUAGAUGUGGGAACGAAACCGCAUUCUGGCAUGUUAGCAUCAGAAGAGUGGUUCAACAACACUGAUGUCAUCUCAAAGAUGAGAGAGAACUUAUCUCUUUUCAAAAGUUUUUCAGAGGCUAAUAAAGAUGAAAAGAGAUACCGAUUCUUUAUGUCUGUCAUCUCCGAUCCAUCCAGUCCAGGCUCCUCCAUCUAUCUGUAUGAAAAAGGGAAGCUGACAAACAGACAGUUCCAGCCCGUGUCGAAGCCUCCCCCGCCAGAAGCGAAGGAGGUCCUGGAGCGAAGUGUGUCCCUGAAACUGCAGAAGUCCCCAUCUGGAGAAACUGUGCAGUACAGAGUGGAGUACCAGCAGGUGAAAGCAGCUGAGGAACAGUGGCUUGUCAUAAACACACCCGAUAAAGACUUUAAUCUGACUGAGUUGGAGUUUGGAAAGCAGUACUUGAUCCGCUACAGGAUUGUGGGAAAAGUGGGAGUGAGUGAAGCCAGUGACACUAUCAGCACCAUACUGCCUUUAAACAAAGACUUUGUUCCCAAGACCAGGAACGACUUCCUACAAUAUUCCCUUCGGCUCACUCUGGAUCUGAACACAGUGAGUGGAUGGAUCCGUCUGUUUGAGAGCAACAGACUGAUGGCUUUCAUUCUCAAAAAGCUGCCGUCAUAUCCUGAUCAUCCAGACAGAUUUGAUCAUUGGCCUCAGGUGUUGUGUAGAGAGAGUGUGAGUGAUCGACGCUCUUACUGGGAGGUUGAGUGGAGUGGUGAUAAUGGUGUGUUAAUAUCAGUGUCAUAUAAGAGCAUCUGCAGGAAGGGACGAGAUAGAGAGUGUGUGUUUGGAUUAAAUGAUCUCUCCUGGAUUUUGUACUGCGAUCCUGACAUUUACAGAUUCGGACACAAUAAGAGAAAGAUUAGUCUCCCUGUAAAGCCCAUCAGAAGUAGAACAGGAGUGUUUGUGGAUGAUUAUGAUGUUUCUAAGAACAUAAGCAGUACAACAGGAGUGGUUGUGGAUUACUAUAGAGUAGGAGUGUUUGUGGAUCACAGUGCAGGAACUCUGUCCUUCUACAGCGUCUCUGGAGACACAAUGACCCUCAUCCACACAGUCCAGACCACAUUCACUCAACCGCUCUAUCCUGGGUUUCAUGUUAGUCAUGGAACAAAAGUAAAACUGUGAUGAUGAAUCAGAACAGGCUGAUUCUACCCACAAUGCUUUGAGCUGAUGAUGAAUCAGAUGUUAUAGAGUCUCUUCAUUACAUUAAUACUGUGACACUGAAAUAUCAUGUCAGAAUAAAAGUGUGCAAGACAGA